Messenger RNA from Hippocampus zosterae (dwarf seahorse), 6611 nucleotides. RefSeq names its product apoptosis-associated tyrosine kinase a (gene lmtka). NCBI's taxonomy places the organism in Eukaryota, Metazoa, Chordata, Actinopteri, Syngnathiformes, Syngnathidae. The coding region runs from base 418 to 5199 and encodes 1593 amino acids. The transcript has 14 exons. The record is from RefSeq and is a predicted model, not a curated record. Gene Ontology annotation, molecular function: ATP binding; protein tyrosine kinase activity. Gene Ontology annotation, biological process: brain development; peptidyl-tyrosine autophosphorylation.
GUUAGUCCUUUUUUGUUUGUUUUUUUCAUAGUUGUGGUUUUGAAUUAAACAACACGGCCGGCGGUCAGAGCUCGUCAUUACAGGAAAAAAGAAGCAAGACCUUGCCUGAUCUUGAGGAUUUAUUUACAAAUAGAUGUUGCUCGAUUUGAUCGCUGUCAGGAGAUCAGAGUGACGAUCAGGUGCGCUGUAAAACCUGAAGGAAAGACGUUAAAAAAAGAGGACUAUGGUGACCAUACAGAUAUGCCGACGCGAAUAUGAGUGUCCACGUCUGCCUCCACAUCUCUGAGAGAGAAAAUUCUGCUUCGCACCUUCUUCAAAGAAGCUGGACUCUGAAUCAGCUUCAUUUCCAAAUUUAAUCAUUAAUCUUGUCAUUUUGAAGAAAUAAUCAUUUCAGACUGCUUUUGUCUUCGGGGAAGGAUGUUCUUAACCCUGCACGUGACUGUCAUGUCGUCAGCGUUUUUCAAUCCCAGUUUUGCCUUCAGCUCCCACUUUGACACAGAUGGAGCUCCGCUGAGCGAGCUGUCAUGGCCUUCGUCCCUUGCCGUGGUUGUGGUCUCCUUCUCCGGCCUCUUCGCCUUCGUCUUCCUCAUGCUGGCCUGCUUGUGCUGCAAGAAGGGUGACAUCGGCUUUAAGGAGUUUGACAACGCCGAGGCCGAGGAGUACCAGGCGGACCUUUCGCCUUCCUGCCACAAUGGGCCCGAGGUGUACAUCUUGCCCCUCACCGAGGUCUCCCUGCCCGUCUCCAAGCAGCCCAGCAGAUCCAUCCAACUUCUCAAAUCGUCAGCCCUCGGCCGCCACAGUUUACUCUAUCUCAAGGAGAUUGGCCAUGGCUGGUUUGGCAAGGUGUUGCUGGGUGAGGUCAACGUGGGCCUCAAUACCACUCAGGUGGUGGUGAAGGAGCUGAAGGCCAGCGCAAGUGUCCAGGACCAAAUGCAGUUCCUGGAGGAGGUGCAGCCAUAUCGGAAAUUGCAGCACCCCGCCCUCUUGCAAUGCUUGGCCCAGUGCUCGGAGGUCACUCCUUAUCUGGUGGUCAUGGAGUUUUGUCCUCUGGGUGACCUGAAAAGCUAUCUCUGCAGUUGCCGACUAUCAGACUCCGACAAGCCUGACCCUCUCAUCCUCCAGCGUAUGGCCUGCGACGUCGCCUCAGGGCUUUUACACCUCCACAAGAACAACUUCAUCCACGGCGACCUAGCCAUGCGGAACAUCUUGCUCACAUCAGAAAUGUCCGUGAAAAUCGGCGACUAUGGCCUUUCUCACAGUCUAUUUAAGGAAGAUUACUACUAUACACAAGAUCAGAUUUGGGUGCCCCUGCGCUGGAUCGCACCAGAGCUCAUUGACGAAGUCCAUGGAAACCUGUUGGUUGUUGACCAGACAAAAGCAAGCAACAUAUGGUCGUUGGGCGUGACUGUGUGGGAGUUGUUUGAGCUAGGAGAGCAGCCAUACAGACAGUACUCUGACAGACAGGUACUAACGUACACCGUGCGAGAACAGCAGCUCAAACUGCCAAAACCACAGGUCCAGUUUCCUCUUGCGGAGCGCUGGUAUGAGGUCAUGCAGUUCUGCUGGCUGCAGGCCGAGCUGAGACCGAGCAUCGAGGAAGUCCACCUCCUGCUCACAUACUUGUGCGCCAAAGGCUCCAGUGAGGCCGAAGAGGAUUUUGAAGAACGCUGGAAUGCCUUGAGACCAAAUUUGCUUGGCAGCCCUUCCCACAUAGCUGCGCCAGUGCCCCUUGUGCUCAUGCCGGGUCUAGCCGAGGCCCACGGUCCGACACACGCUCAGGCAGUGGAGCUGGCCUCGUCUGCCUCAUCUUCCUUCCCCCUGCUGGAGCACUUUUCUGACAGUUUUCAUUCGGACAUGGGGGAUGACUUGCUGACCGUCACUGAGACAAGCCACGGUCUCAACUUUGAGUACAAGUGGGAGCAAGCCCGAGCUGAGCAGCCAUACUGUUCGUUGUCCACCAGCGGUCCACUGGGCCAAGUGAACCCACAUUAUCAAGAUAUGUACUAUUCAAACAAUGCAAGCACCUCAGAUGGAUGCAGGACUGAGACAUCCCCACCUUACUAUGAGCCAGAACAUCCAGGUGUGGUCCCCGUGUUGAGUGCCCACAGCCCCUCAGUCAGCAGUGAGUAUUAUAUCCGUAUAGAGGAACCUUCAGAGUGUAACAUUCACUUGGACGACAAUGUUGUAGAUUUUGGUCCAGUGCUUGAGGCUGGCAGCGGUAGGUUGUCUCCUAAAAGUCAGACUGGUUCAACCACAGCACAAACGAAUGCUUACUGGUCAACUGCUGAUGGCACCAAAUCAACUGCUUAUGAUUCCGAUUCAAGCUCCACUGUACAGCUAACCUUGGAGCCACUGCUCAGGCAGACAUCCAGCCCUGUGAUGUUCAGCCGGUCCCAUGCAGACUCCUCCUCCCCUCAAGUUGACAAUGAGUACUAUGAAUCCAUGUGCCAAGCCAGUCCGUCACUUUCACAACACUCCAAUUUUGGCAACCCGGUGGCAUUGUCAGAAAAUAAGCCGAGUCAGACGCCAGCAGUGAGCACCCCAAGCUUAGGGUUGCGUGACCCCUAUCUUGAAGAUGGAAGCAGAUGCGAAAUGCUUCAUGAAAGCUGCCAUACCUCAGUGGGAUCCCUUCGAAAGACACAACCCAUCGUAAACCGCAUCAGUAUAGAUGAACGAAGUACCGGCCCAUUGGUGGGUCAUCAGUGGGCUAGGGAUACUGAUUGGACCUCCAACCAUUCUGCCAACAAUAAUAUCCCACACUUUAGCAACGGGAAUAGAGACAGGAUGGAGAAGUAUCUUGACCUUCAGUAUAACGUGCACUGUAACACGACGGAAGUGUGGUCUUUAACCAAGGAUACCACCAAAACCUUCCGCAGUUCAGGGACUUGUAAAGAAGAAGCAGAACGAGGGCAACCUGCUUGUCGUGAUGCCAGCAAACUCAAAGAACUUGGGUCAUACAUUCACUUGUGUCGCCAAGACAGCGGGACUGGUCCAGAGGAAAACAACUUGGCUAGUUUCCAAAGUCCUAAUGGCCCUAUCGGUGAGAGUGCCCGAGAAAAUGAAAAGCAAUUGUUACUUAAUGGAGAGAGAUUGCAUUUAAAGCCCAAGAUAAUACCCGAUACAACCUACAUCAAGUCUCCUUCAUCCUGCACUGAAUCUUGUAGCUGGAUUCAAGCUCCACCAGAGAAGCAGAUGUGGGAGCAGGGUUCAGCAGGAGUCUCGACUCUUGGAAAUUUAAAGCUUACUUGUCCACCCUUAGAUGGUAGAAGAAAAUUGAUAAGUGGACUUGGUAUCAGAGACUCCAGUGCUACCCUGGUGGAGCUUGGGGACUAUAGUGAGGAGGAUGAUGACUUUACAGAUAUCACAUCAAGCAUCUUUACAGACUUCAACCUCGAUUAUGCAGACAUGCAGGAGGAAGAGCUAAGUCCGCUGAAGAACCCAGAGGGAACUCCUGACUCCGUAGACACCAUUAACCUCUCAUCAUCCAUGGCGAGCACCUGCGACCAAGCCUUCAGCCCAGAUACCUUCAGUACUCCUGCCCAGCCCAAAUCCCUGGAUAGUGGGUAUGACACGGAAAAUAAUGGAUCUCCAGAGUUUAUGUUUAAAGAGCUUGUAAGUCCCCAAACAAGUACAACUGGACUAGUUCUGCAAGUGGCUGUGCGUCAGAAUCUCACUAGUUCAUCAGAAGUCCGCUUCAAGGACGUGACUAAGAAAAACACAUACCGGGACUCUGCUUAUUUCUCCGACUAUGACACUGAAAAUGACAAAAGCCCCAACGAGGAAGGCGGUAAAUUCUUUGCAGGUCCAAGUAAACAUGACUUGUAUGCCGGGAAACUGAGCUCUUCCAGAGAUCCAACCAAAAGAGAAUUUAUCACUGCUGAGGUCUUCAAUCAAAGAAAAAACUGUAUUUUGACAAGAUCCUCUGAGCCAAACUCCCCCCAUCCAGUUUCCACACCUGGGCUGUCCAUGUUGUCACCGUUUCCUGUGCAGAUGGGCGGGUGCCUGACCAAAGGGGCAGCCCCAGAUUAUGAUAAUGUGGAGUUGGAGAGAGAGUGUCAAGAGGAGCCCUGCUCAGAGCUUAGCUCCUCUGCUGACUCUGAACCCUCCCGCACCGACCAGGAGACCUCAACAAACCACCAGGAUGGAAGCAAAAGACCUGAAGACUGUUGCCAAGUGCAGAUUUUAUGCACUGACUCCACCGUAUCUGACUACGAUGACGAUGAACACAAAGAGAACGAAAAUACCGAUCAAUCCACGGAGGGGGAAGAGCUGCCAGCAUUCAAUCAUGCGGAAGCAGUGCCAGACAGAGGGGACACGGUCAGGAUAAACGAGGAUGACUUUGAGGAUAUCGAUGCAGAGGAAUGCGACUCACAGGACAGCUUAUGCGAAGCAUCAAUGGGUGCCGCCGACAUGUCGUCCGUCUCAUCGCUGCUGGAGCUGUGCGGGGAGCCAGUAAGAGCUCCGCUGGAGGAGGCGGAGGACGAGGACGACUCGGACGACAGCGAGUCGGAUGAAGAGUUGCGAACCUACAACAUCCAGGAGGAAGACAGCGAGGGGAGCGAUGAGGAUCUGACCGUAGUGCCGAUGGUGGUGAGCGACACCGACAGGGUCAGGCAUCUCCGUAGCCUCCUAAAGAUGCCAACGCUCCUCACUCAGUCAUUCUGCGAGGAGCUUGAGAGGAAGAAAAAGGCAGUGUCCUUCUUUGACGAUGUCACCGUGUACCUCUUUGACCAGGAGAGUCCAACCGGAGAUCUAGUCGACUGCAGCUUUGCCACUGAGAAGGGGUGCAGCGGGAAGGGGACAAUGGAUGAAAACACCUCCAAUGUGGAUGACAGUACGUCCAACUUAGGUGAAAACAUUUCAAAAGUGGACGAAGGCACCUCCAAUGUGGAUGACAACACAUACAACAUGGGUGAAAACAAACGCGAAGCCUGUGAGCCACAGUGCGAUGCCGAGGAGACAUAUAACGCAGAGCAAGGUUUUGAGUGGGAGGAGGAUCUUGCUUUUGAGCAUUGCCAAGCUUCACCUGACGCCGCGGCCGAACCCCAGGGCAAACUCGCUUCCCCAUCAAACAGCCCCGAUGUGCCAAAAUCAGCAACUGUGGCACUGAACCGCUUCAUGGUCUCCAGAUUCUCCAUCACGCAUGUGUCAGACACGAUCGCAGCAACGGGGAAUACCGAAGAUUGUCCCAAAGACUGAAAGGCCAUCGGCGGACAGUAGCUCAUUUCUUCUCUCCCCACUUCCAACACACACAAAACAAAACAUCAGGAUGUAUGUGAUGUUUGUAAUACAGAGUUUUAUUUUGAAUGGUCGCUUUAGGUCACUUGACUGGCAAGGGACCCUUUUGAGACAGUGCCUCGUAUUGUGGUGUUUUGCACACUUCUUAAUUUGCAGAUUUGCUGCUAAAGACGUCAUGAGGAACGGACAGUCUUUCCCCAAAGUCUGGAUCAAACAUACUGUGCUAGCUCAAUAUUCGCAUCCAAGAUCAUUUGUUGAGUAUAAAACAGUUCAGAUCAAAGCAAGCUUCAUUCAUUCAUUGGCUGCCUCCGCUGAACAUUUUUAAAAACUAUUACACGCUCAUGUUUGAUGGAUUCUUGUGCUGGAAAAUGAAGAUAUAUUUAUUCUUUAAAAUGUUAUCAGAAAAAGUAGAAGCAAUGACUUAUAAUAAUAAUAAUACAUUACAUUUGCAAGCACCUUUCACAACACUCAAGGACACUUUAUACUUACUUGGCAGGCAAUGACAAACAGUCCAAAUCAACUGGGAUGAAGUAAAAACGACGUCCUAAAAAUUCUACACGCCACUCUUCAAAUAGUGCGGUUUUGUGUGCGUUUCAAAAAAUAAAGAAACCUUUUGAAUAGCAUCUGAUUCAUCCCAAUAAAGUUUUGAUGUUCUGGUAGGCUUUUCCUGAUGUUUUUCUUUCUUUGAAAAGCCAACUUGAACAGUGAAACUGUUUCAUUUUAGAAUGGUAGCAGGCAUGUGUGGACUCUUAACACGAGUUUGAUCAUCACCGGGUUAUUGUGAGGGUGUGAAUAUUUAUGUAAUGACAUCAUGACAGUUGUUCUUUUUACGUAACUCUUUUUUUCCUUUUUUUUUGUACAUGUAGGUCACAUUGAUGGCGAAAAAAGCUUUGAAAUGAUUUAAAUUGUUCUUUUUUUGUUACACAUCACCAAAAAAAAAAAUUUGAACAGAGGGGUGUAGAUUCAUUGUAACCUGGAAAUAUGUGAAGAGAUUUGUGUGCCACUUCUCACCUCCAACACAAACACCAAAAGUACAUUUCGAGACACUUUGAAGCUGAGCCGUGUCACCAAUGUACAGUGGAUCGUUGUCAGUUUUUUUUUCCUGUGUAUAUAUUGUUACGUCCUUCUCAUGCCACAAGAGACACCCUCAAAACUAUGACAUGUUAUGUAUUGUAUGAAUGUCCCGUAAAUAUGUAGCAGGUAGCUCGACUUGGAAUGACAACAAUCACGAGUCCUUCUCAUUGGCCAACACCGUUGGAGAAUGGCAGGUGAUUGUUUGCACCACAAGUGUUGCUGUCCGUUCUCCCGUCAUUUCACUGUUCUUGUACCGGUCCUCUUCCCAAAACAAUAUACACAAAUACUUCCUCCCCGGA